Molecule: messenger RNA, 3584 nt
Organism: Pygocentrus nattereri (red-bellied piranha)
Lineage: Eukaryota; Metazoa; Chordata; Actinopteri; Characiformes; Serrasalmidae
Gene: tgfb1b
Product: transforming growth factor, beta 1b
Exons: 7
Coding region: 1106-2248 (380 amino acids)
Biological process (GO): transforming growth factor beta receptor signaling pathway; SMAD protein signal transduction; BMP signaling pathway
Cellular component (GO): extracellular region
Molecular function (GO): cytokine activity; type III transforming growth factor beta receptor binding; growth factor activity
Source: RefSeq, a predicted model, not a curated record
AAUGGCUGAGAAGAAGGGGAGGGAGGGAAGGAGAGGACUGUUCUAAGCAGAGGGCUCAUGUUGGUGUGCAUGCAGCCGGUGUAAUGUUUGGGUGUCUCCACUAAUUCGCUAUGGAAAACCUCUGCUUUCUUGGGAGACUACUGUACUCGGCUUGAAUUUAGGAUACUCUCCAUGGGGCGGCAUCUGACUUCUAUAAACUUUUGGAAGCCUCAUUAACAGAUAAGUUAAAUGGAUAUGAUUUGAUUGAAUUGUUUUGAUGACGGAAAUGUAACGGGAUAAGUUGUGCAACAUGUGUUGUACUCUGUGGGCAAGAUUUUGGUCUUAAGUCAUGUGAAUUCUCUAAAGACUAUUAUCGAUAAGCCCUGCUUCAAUCUACUGGUUUUGCGUUUCAUUCAAACACAUCUUGUAGUGCUGGAAAAUAUGCUGGUUUGAUGCGAGUGCAAGUAUGCAGUAUAUUUGCAGUUCUGUUCAGCAAUCUGUGUGGCAGACUAGACCCCCUUAUUAAAGACUGGUUUUGCACAGUGGGCUAGCUCUGAUGGGGAAAUUGCUAUGGAGUGAAGGAAGUGUUGUGUCUUUUUGUUAAGCUAUCUUGCUUCCUUUUCCUCUUUCACUCCUUAAGUUUAGACCAAAGUGAGGCUUACGAAGUCAGGAAGCAACCCUUAGGAGAAGAGGUCUGACCAUGUAGAAUCAUGCGUUUGAAUUUUGGAGUCAUAGGGGACGGAACGAUAAAAGCUUUUGCAUGUGCCACAUAUACUGUAAAUAAUGUGUGGUAACAGUGAGGUUUAUUCUGAGGUUGACUCUAGUUUAUUGUGUGGCAGCAUGCUGGAUCACUGAGACUGCAUUUGUGAGUUUGCGUGUUUGUCAGAUCCAGCAAGGCUGCCUGCCAGCAAGACAGAUAUGGGCAGCAAUUUCUCAGUGGUGUAGUGACUCUGAUUCUGACCCUGGAGUUUGGAACUCAAGCAAAGGCGCCACUGGCCAAUGGAAAUUUUGGUUGGAAUACUGAAGUGGAACCCGCAUUAAACGUGUGUACGCUUUAAGCCUACAGCAGAGCAUUUCACUCUCGACAUCUCGAGCUUUCUUCAGGGCCCUGCAAGACCAUCUAAGGAUGAUGAAGGCACAGGUUUUGUUGCUGGCACUGCUGUGCCUGCUGGGCUGUGUGUCCUACAGUGGAGCUUUGUCGACAUGCAAAACUUUGAACUUGGAGCUGGUGAAGAGAAAGCGUAUCGAAGCAAUCCGAGGGCAGAUCCUCAGCAAGCUUCGGAUGACCAAGGAGCCAGAGGUGGCCGUAGAAGAAGAGGAAGACGAGGUGCCGGCAGAUGUGCUGUCUGUCUACAACAGCACGGUGGAGUUGAGUGAAGAGCUGAUGCAGGUCACGGAAUCUUUUCCAGAUGCAGAGGAGGAGGCAUACUAUGCCAAAGAGAUUCACAAGUUUGAUAUGACCAUGAGUCCAAAUAACACAGUAAUGCUGUUCAACAUCACAGCAAUGAAGGACGUUUUGGGCCUAGACCGUAUGGUCUCCCAAGCUGAGCUACGUCUUCAUAUGAGGGACACUAAAUUACCUCCUGGUACAGAGCAGAGGUUAGAGCUGUACAAAGGUGCUGGAGACAAGGCACGCUAUCUGAAUUCCCAUUUCAUUACCAGUGAGUUAAAUGGAAAGUGGCUGUCCUUUGAUGUAACACAUACUCUAAAAGACUGGCUCAAAAAACCUGAGAAGGAACAAGCAUUCCAGGUAAAGUUGCACUGUGGUUGUGGUGAACCUGCCAAAAACUUUCACCUCCAGAUAUCAGGCAUACCCACUGAAAGAGGAGACAGAGCAAACCUACAAGCCAGAAUGCAGAAGAAGCCACACAUUCUAGUGAUGUCACUUCCCUUGGAGCGCCACAGUCAGCUCACUUCAAGGCGGAAGCGGCAAGCUGCAGCAGAAGAAGUUUGUUCUGAGCAGUCAGAGAACUGUUGUGUGAGGAGACUUUAUAUAGACUUUCGGAAGGACUUAGGCUGGAAAUGGAUACAUGAACCUUCUGGCUAUUAUGCCAACUACUGUAUUGGCUCUUGCUCCUAUGUCUGGAACGCAGAAAAUAAGUAUUCACAGGUACUGGCUCUGUACAAACAUCAUAAUCCUGGAGCGUCAGCCCAGCCCUGCUGUGUGCCCCAGGUCCUGGAUCCUUUACCCAUCCUGUACUAUGUGGGGAGGCACCAUAAGGUAGAACAACUGUCAAAUAUGAUUGUGAAGACUUGCAAAUGUAGCUGAACGGACCACAUGGUUUUCAGAGUCUCUCUGCUGAGCGGAGUGGAGAGGAGACAGUGCCAUACUGAGAAGGCAGCCAUAGGUACAGGAGAAAAGCAUUGUCCAUAGAUUAAUUUAACAAGUCUGAUAUUUGUUUGUUAUUUUCCAUGGACUUUAUUUUUAUGAUUUCAGUUUAUGAGUUCAGUGUCCUCUAGACAGUUCUAUAACCCAUAGAGGUAAUAAAGUGAAAAUUAAUCUUACUGUCAUAUGUAUACUUUGUCCAUGUGGACCAUUCACGGGCUCCAUGUAUUCCAUCUCGGAAGAAUUCUCUGAAUGCUGCAUUUUGUUUAUCUUAUGAAUGGUUCUGGACCUGAUGUAUUGAUACUCUGUCGGUAGCAUUCAAAUGUAUAUUUAAAAGUGAUUACGCCAUUGAAAGUGCAUUUGCGUUUACAUAAUCAAAGCAAAUUGCUUGUGUCUGAUUCGAGUAAAAAACAGAAAACUCCCCCAUAUGUGAGAUUAUUGCUUUUGCAGCUCUGUACUUAGCUGAGGUGAAUUCCAGUGAUUUUACAAUCUUUCUGGGUGAUUAAUGACUCAGAUGUAAAUGCACUCAUUUAUAGUGGUUUGGUGUGAAAUGCUUCUUUUUAGAGAAACGUACUGAGUCAGAAUUGUUCACAAUAGUGAUAAUAGGAACCAGACGUCUAAAGAAUUGAAUGCCUCUAAAAGCUACCUCACAGAAAGGUAUUACACAACGUGGUUUCAAAUACACUGCAUGAAGCCUGACACAUUAUUUUACAAUAGGUUAGACAUUAGGUUUUGGUCUAAGCCUUCUUUUUAAAUUUAUCAUGGAGCGGAACAUGCAGGGAUUUGUAAAAUAGCUUAUCACUAUUUUACCAUUAUCAGCAUUAUUUAUAAUAACUCAGAUGUGUGAGUUCACUGGUGGUUUUGGAUACUAAAUAAAAUGCCUACAUGUGUGUGACAUUAUGAGCCCUGGUUCCCAUCAUCACCACUGUAAAUAAACCCAUCUGUCUGUAUUUUUCUCUACAAUGAAACAUUUCACAUCAAACUACUCUGAAUUUACAUCUCAGCCAUUGAAUUAUGGAGAAAUUUAGAAAACCAGUGGAAUUCCCAUUUAAGUGUUGUCUUUGCUUGCAUGUUAAUAUUACCUUUUUUUGAAGCCAUUGUAAACAAUAUAUUCUGUACUUCAUAACAGAUGAACACAAACAUUCUUUUAAAGGUGGGUGUACUGUUGAUUUUGACCAGAGCUUUUCUGUUUGGGGCAGUGGUCACAGACACGUGUUCAUUAAAACCAUUCCACAUGCUAAAUUUGUAUAUGAGUAAAAAAUAAACAAACGCACACAAA